AUGAGUGAAAAGGGUUUGGCAGAACACUAUAAAGUAUUAAAACAAUUUUUGGUAAUCUCGGAUGAUCUGAGCACCAGAACUAAAACUAAUUCGACUAGAGCGGCUAGAGCUAGAGAAAAACUCUUAAAAUUAUCUAGCGCUCAGUUUAGAGAAUUAAGUACUGAUGUGUAUGAUGAACUAAAAAGAAGAAUUGACGAGUCUAGAGGUGAACCAGAUUAUUUAUUGCCAAAAUCAACAUUUCAUCCGAAAAGAAAUCAAGCUAGACAAAAAUUGUCUUCAUUGCCUCAAUCUAGGUUUAAAGAUUUAGUAUCAGACAUUUCGUUCGAAAUUGAGAGAAGAGAUUUACAUCAUGUAACUACUACGGACAUAAAUAAUAGUAAUCAUUAUGCAAGCAGUGAUAAUAAUAAGUCAUUAAACCAAGGUGCCCAAGAAAACGGACGCGAAAUAGAGAACAGUAACAAUAUACAUGAAAAUAACAAUGAACAUAUCAAUAAGGGAGAUCUUGAGAAGGACGAGGAAGUUAAAAAUUCUGCGAAGCGGUCUAACUCGUCGGAGCUAUUAAAUCAAACGAUAGGAGUGCAGCCCAAAACAGUGAUUCCAACCAAAGCAAAUUUGACUUGGUCCAGUGACGAAGAAAAUGACGACGAUCAACCAGAGAUAAAUAGCCUGGACAUACUCGUUGAUGGUGACAGAGCUGUUAAUAGAAGCUUAGAUAAUCAAAGUGAUAGGUCAUUAAACCAAAAGGGUCCUGAUUUGAAUGGAACCAUCUCUGAGUUGAGAAAUCGUUUAGAAAACAUCGAGUACGAAAAAAUGCAACUUCAAGAGAAAUAUGAUUUACUCAAAAGUGAUUAUGAGUAUUCAGCUUCCCAGAAUAAAACGCUCAGCGAUGAAAUGGAGAAUUUGAGCGAAGAAAAAAAUAGCUGGUUAAAAAACAAGUCUGAUUAUGAAAGAGAGCUAAAGACUUUGCAAUCUGAGGCUAGCUCUAGAUCGAUAAAUGAAGCAAAAAAUAAUGAUCUAUUACUUGAAUUAGAAAAUUUAAAGGCAGCGAACGCAAGUUUACGAUUGGAAAAUCAUUCAUUGAAAAUCACUUCACCAAGAGAAGUAGUGACUUCUCGUGAGGCAGCUACUUCCCCUCAAAGAUCCAUUGCAAGUACUAGAGAGACGCCUGCUUUCACCUCUUUGAAUGCAUUAAAUGAAAUUAGUAGUACAUCUCCUCAAAGAUCGGACGCUACUUCGAAGGAUAUUUCUCUGAAUCUUUCUUCGCAUACCUCGAAUGACGUGAAGAAAGAUAUGGAAUUAUUUUUUGAAAAAUUAUCCGAUUUAGAUUCUGCUGCAGUUAAAAGUAAAAAUAAGACCCCGUUGCCUGAUAACAAUGCUGCUUUAUGGCAAGGAAGAUACGAAACUUUGCGAUCCAAUCAAAUUUCAAGUUCUUUAAAGAAAUCUGUUUUGUCCAGAAAUGAAUUGAAAAUGUUGAUUACUCCAUCGGGAUUAAUUUCCAUGAAAUUAGUGACCGAUUUGCAAGCACUAGUAGAGAGCUUUUUGUUGAAUAUAAACGAUCCAAACCCUGUCCCCGACGUGUUAUUUGACAAAAUAUCAAAGAUUUCUUUGCUUGGUAAUGAAAUUGCGAACCAAGGAGACAAACAACAUUUGAAUAGUAAUGAAAACUCUAUUUGUCUUCGAGAAGCAGUUAGUUAUGCUCUUACUGCUACAAGGUAUUAUGCUAUUUUUUCUGAUAUUCUUCCAAAAAUAGUUGUUGAACAAUCACUUGGGGAAGUUUGCUUUACCGUUUGUGAGUUGGUUUCCGUUUCAAAGUUGAAUGAAAACUCCACAGACACAAGAAAUAUCUACCAAGAGCCUAUUCAUGCUCUGAAUGAAAAAGCUAGAUAUGAUGAAUCAAAUGCAGGAGACAGUGAUAUAAAUACUGCUGUUAGACCUUUGAAAAUGGCUAGCAAAUUACGUGAAUAUCAAAACCAAAGCUUUAAUAGUGCUGAAAAAGAGGUCGAAUCUUCUUCCACGCCUACAAAGGGCUUAGAUGAAAAUUCAAUAAUAGAUCCACUGAAUGUAACACCUACUAAAAAUAGAGAGUUGGCACAACCAAAAACGAAUCAUCUUGAUUCAGCAUAUGCUUCCCAAUCCAAUGACUUAUCUCCAGUGAGAAGAGGAAUCAUUCCAACUGAGUUCGCUUCCACCCAAGGCUUGUUGAACAAACCAAAUCCUAGUCCGAAAAGUCGAAAUAUAAGUGCUUUGGCUUCUAAGUUCGAAAGCAGUAAUGAUAUACCAGAGGAAACUGUAUUAUCAAACUCAUAUUCUCCAUUAUCAAAAAAACAGAGUAAUUCGAAUCUAUCAUAUUCGGAAUCCAAGGAAAUUGAUCCAAAUGUGAUUUCAAACAAGAUGAAUGCCACUCCAACAAAAAGAUCUAAUAUUCUUGAUAGAGUUAAACAGUUCGAUAGUCCAACGAAUGAAAGGUUAAACAACUAUAAAAGUAAAAUUAACAGUCCAACCAAUGACCAAAACAAUAUCCUGACGAAUAGUGACAUGGACCAAUCACAAGUCAAUGAACUGAAUGAAGAUGUUAAUAACAGCUUUUUAGUAAGUCGCUCCUCUUUAGAAAUUAGACAACAAGGCCAAGAGGAUAGGUCAGACUCAGCUUUAAGCUCUCCUCGAUUAGAUAAGGUAAAUGAAAAUGAAUCAAUUGAUUCCAAGGUCAACACAGGAGCGGCCGUUACAGGAGCAGCAGCCGCUGCUGCCGGAACAGCUUUUGCUGGGUCUAGAAGCAAAGGGUUGUUUCAAAGUAUAAGGAAUAGGAUUGCUCCAGGAUCCGAUAAAAAUUUAACAGCUGAUAUCAAUAACGAAGAGAAAAGCAAUGCUAGUACAGAUUCCAAAGGAAUGCCAGAUGCUGAAAUAAAUUCCCCAAAUACUUCAAACGACACGGCCAGCAAUCUCCCUGAAUUGAAUACAGAAUUGGAAUCAAAGUCGAUAGUAUCUGAUAAUGCAUACGACGCAAGUACCGUUGAUGUUUUGCUGCAAAAUAACAAGAGCGAUGGGACAGAAAUUGAAACUGCCAAACCAAAAAGCUUCGACGAUGCUAAAACGAAUGGAAAUCUUUACAAUGCUCCACAAGAGAGAGAUACUAAUAUGAAUUUAUCUAAUGCUAGCAAUAAAGAACCAGUCAAAAGGGGAGUCAAUUUUGUGAAUGAUGUGAAUACAACACAAGUUUCUGAUGAAGAAUCUAUAUCUGGCUCUGAAUCUGAUGAUAAUGAACAUCCCGAAGAAGCUCAGGCAAGGCAAAGACAAGAGUAUCGUAAAUCCAUGGCAGCUGCUACUUUCAAUGUUGAUCUUUUCGAUAUCGACGAUCCAGAUAAUACUUUAACGCAAGUUUUACUUUACUUAGAACACCAAACGGUUCAAGUUAUUUCAACAAUUCAGUCAUUAUUAUCUGCUAUUAAGAAGCCUAGUGCGACUAGAGGUGACUUGAGACAAAAGUCAAUAGCUAUUACUGAAGUAAUAUCACAAAUGACAGAAGCUACAAACACAUCGAUGAAUCAGACUCGUAAUGCUCAAUUAAAGGAACACGGAAGCUGGGUCGUCAAGAGCUUAGAUGAUUGUAAUCAUCGUAUGAAUAUUUUAUGUAAACCUAACGCAGAUAAGAGUGAUAGUGAUUUUGCUGAUAAGAAUUUCAAGCAAAGGUUGGCGGGAAUUUCAUUUGAUAUAGCCAAAUGUACCAAGGAAUUAGUUAAAACAGUAGAAGAGGCAAGUUUGAAAGAAGAUAUAGCCAAUAUUGAUGCUAGAUUAAGUCAAACUGACGAUUUAACCUGA
Messenger RNA from Debaryomyces fabryi, 3816 nucleotides. RefSeq names its product Spa2p (gene SPA2). The record is from RefSeq and is a predicted model, not a curated record. Gene Ontology annotation, molecular function: MAP kinase scaffold activity. Gene Ontology annotation, biological process: invasive filamentous growth; bipolar cellular bud site selection; pseudohyphal growth. The transcript has a single exon. Lineage: Eukaryota; Fungi; Ascomycota; Pichiomycetes; Serinales; Debaryomycetaceae. Bases 1 to 3816 code for a protein of 1271 amino acids. Gene Ontology annotation, cellular component: mating projection tip; incipient cellular bud site; cell cortex of growing cell tip.